Messenger RNA from Acanthaster planci (crown-of-thorns starfish), 3955 nucleotides. RefSeq lists its product as uncharacterized. Gene Ontology annotation, cellular component: plasma membrane. Gene Ontology annotation, molecular function: protein binding. Lineage: Eukaryota; Metazoa; Echinodermata; Asteroidea; Valvatida; Acanthasteridae. The record is from RefSeq and is a predicted model, not a curated record.
GGAACCGCCCGGAGAACCUCAACACUAGGCGAGGGUGUGUUGACGUCGCUCAUAAUUUGUCAUAACUUGGUCUGACUUCUAUUUGGUCGGGGGCUUCAAGCAACGGACACCAAAAGCGAAGUAUUUUGAGGCUGUCGACUGAAAUAUAUUUCACAGGCUGUCAUGAUGAGGAUUAGAACCAUACUUGGCCUUAUCGGCUUGAUGUUUGCCAGCAUACAUUGCCAGAGCACUUGUACGUCUCCAUAUCAAGAAACUCACUGCCUCUACAAGAAAGACAAAUGCAUUCAAGACGUGAGCACACCCAUUGAUGUCUCCAGUGUUCCUUACCAAGGCAAUAUCGCCGUCAAAUUGCGAUAUGGGUUCUGGCCAUACCCGACGACCAACUGCUCACUGGUGCUUAUCUACAAUACACCGGCGCUUUUCUUAGUGAAGCAAUCAGAGGAAUACAACUUUAACCUUGGUGACAGACAAUGUUUGACGCUUUUCGACGGCCCAACGACUGGUGCUAGCAAAUGGUUGCGUAAAUGCGGACGCAGCGAUAACCGCUUCGUCUUUAUUACUACUGGUCCGGCGGUUGUGUUCCACAUGACCACACCCGGUGAAAACAUCGUUUCAACAUAUACCUUUAUUGUGACACCUGGCGCAUUAGAAGCUAACCUGUACAUGGAGGACUAUUGUCAAGCUGCAAGCAAUCCACUGGUUUACCCGAAUAAAACCAUCUGGCUUCAUACCAACAGGGGCAGCCUGUACAAUAACAGUGUUGAUUGCACAAUGACGUUGUACACCGAGCCCAACCACAGGCUGCUUAUCAAGUUCCAUGCCUUGUUUUUGGAAGAGUACGAUUGCCUGACUUUCUAUGAUUCAGACGGCACAAAUACCGGUUCACGUAUCCGACGGGUGUGUGGGAUAUACCAAGAUGCAGAAAUGGAAACUAAGGGCCGUUACUUGACAAUCAAUUUUAACACGGAUGCGGCUGACAGAAAGGAAGGAGCAACCAUGGCAAUCACGUCCACCUCUGAAGAGUGGACCUGCGAUUCUGGUCAAGUCAAGUGCGACGACGGAAGUAACUGCUAUAGCCUGGUGUACGACCGCUGUGAUGGAAACUUCGACUGUAACGACGGUAGUGAUGAGAAAAAUUGUUCUGUCUGUUACUCGGGCGUGAAAUGUGAGGUUGUAGAGGGCAAAGGUCAAGUUUGCAUCCCGAGAUUGAAGAUGUGCGACGGAAUGAGUGACUGCUUAGACAACCAAGAUGAACUUCAUGAAAGUUGUUGGUGCCUCGCUAACACCUUACGUUGUCUGACCGCAAGUGGCUAUAAGUACUGCAUUGGAAGCUAUCAAAUAUGCGAUUCUGAUCGGGAUUGCCUGAAAGGCGAAGAUGAGGAACCGUCACUUUGCGAUUGUCAGUCUGGUUUCUACUGCCAUCGCAUCCCCAAUGGUCAGUAUGGCUGUCUGAAUUCCUCGGACAUUUGCAAUGGUGAGCGCCAGUGCAUGAAUGGAUAUGAUGAAGACAGACACUUUUGCGAAUUGACUUGCGAUUCAGGUCAAGUCAUGUGCGACGACGGAAAAAACUGUUAUAGCUUAGCGGUGGAGCGUUGUAAUGACAUCUUCGAGUGUGAGGACGGAAGUGAUGAGAAGAACUGCUCUUUCUGUUACUCAGGGGUGCAGUGCGAGAUUUUCGAAGGCAGUGGCCAAGUGUGCAUUCCGAGAAGGAAGAUAUGCAACGCAGUGAGUGACUGCACUGACAACCAAGAUGAACCAGAUAGUUGUUGGUGCCAGGAAGAUAAGUUUCGUUGUCUGACCCUUGACGGGUUUCAUCUCUGCAUUGGAAACGAUGAAAUUUGUGAUUCAGACUGGGAUUGCAAAUAUGGCGAAGAUGAAAAUCCGUCACUUUGCGGCUGUCAGUCUGGUUUCUACUGCCACCGUAUCCCGAAUGGUCAGUACGGUUGUCUGAAUUCCUCAGACAUUUGCAAUGGUGAUCGCCAGUGCAUCAACGGAUAUGAUGAAGGCGGAGAUCUCUGUAAGUCUGCCCCCUCUGGUACUGGUCGUCUGGUAGACUGGAUGGCAUCUUUAUUGGUUACAUCAUCUUUGCUGUCAUCAUCGUUGUCAUUACGUGCAUGAUCCCCCAAAAUGCAAACCGUUUGAUGAGUGACCCAUGAUGAGCGACUCCGCGCGAAAACUGGAGCCUACAGUGAAAUACACUCAUGGAUUCUCGUUUGUUGUUAAAAUAUUCAAAGAUCAGAAAUGCCAUGAAUGACAGAAUCCACAACUCUAAUUUCACUAGAAACGUAUACUAUAAAUUGCAUUUGUACAACACAUGACACGCCACAUAUAAGUUCCAUGGUUCAAAUGUCCACAUUUUCCUGAUGUAUAUUGCUGUGAUAAAUUCUGUAUACACUUGAACCUAAUCGUGGAAGUAUGUUUUUCCCUAGGAUUUGCCCACAACUUGUAUGGGCAGCCACAGCUUGCAGAAAUAUCACCUUCUGGUUGGUUUUUCGAUGUUACAAGGCUAAAAUUCAUUCAAAACGGACAUUUGUUCCAUUAGUUCCGAAUAGGGUGAUAUGUUCAUUUACUAUUAGGUACAAUGUGUAUUUUCAUCUGGUGUUCUGUAGCUGAUGAGUGGGAUUAUUUUAACACUUUGUGAAUUAUUCUAUUACUUUUGUACCGACGGCCAGAGCUAAUAUUUGGGCUAUACUCUUGUAGGAAGAACUCGACCACUCGAGGCACAUACCUCACAGAUUCAUGAAACACUUCAUUUUAGUACGAAGAGGGUAGGGCAUAGGUAGGGCACAUGCAGGUUUCAUGCAUAUAAUCAUGUCAUGACAUUCGGGUAGGAUUUUCUAAAAAUGUUGAUUACACCGACCUGUUAUUAAGUUGUUUCAAUUUCUGCUCAGUUUCAAUGACACGAUUGUGAGUGGCUGGUCGUUCGAAUUCGUGCCAUGAGCAUGUGAAUUGUUUUCUUUUCAUGACUAUCUGCGGUAUGUGCGAAUUCCAAAGGUCAAAAAUCCUGAAUAUAGGGUUACGUGUAAUAAAGGUUAACCACUUGUAUUAUAUGAAGCUUAAAGUAUAAUUUUACAGAAUGGAAAACGACGAAACGAUACAGAGGUGUAGUGACAAGGACAUGAAGCUUGCUGAAGAAUUAUUCGUGUCUGCUCUUUUGACGUCAUGGUGUCUGCAAAUGCCAUCGUUUCAUGUUUUUUUGCAGUUGGUUACUUAUUCAGUAUAAUGGUAUCUCUACCAGUUAUAUUUUUUCACUACAGGUUUAAGUGUUCUUUUAUUUUUGUUUAACUACCUAUAAUGUUUAGCAUUUUAAUUUCUCUUUUGUCUUCGUGUGUAUAAUUAUAUAUAGGGCCUAUAUUUGAUUUUAUACGAUGCCUGUGGAGGAGGAGGCCUGUGGGGUACAUCCAGUUGACAUUUUCUUCUCCUGGCAUCUGCUGCAGGCACUGUUUUGUCCUUGUCUUAAUAGUAGUAGGCCUAUAUUGUUCUUUUUACUGUUAUUGAUGCCAAAUAAAUAAGUAUAUAGACCUGUAUAUGAGGAACAAGUCACGUUCUUAAGCGAUUGAAAGCGUGGGGGGUUGAAAGCGUCAAAAACGUCUGAAGUUGAGCUUUGCCACAGUUAUAAGUUUCCAAGUAGGUUCAUUUUGACUGUGAUGUUAUUAUGUGAAUACAAAUCUUUUGAAAUUUAAAUCAGUAUCUGAUAAAAAUGAACAGAAAUCGGUAUUUUACAGAUGAACAAGUUUUGUACAUACAGUUAAUACAGCUACAUCGCAAGUGUGUUUUGAAUUUGGUUGUUUGUUUUACAUUUCACAGAGCUGAUUACGAAAUAACCCAUGUGAAGAGGCCCGUGGUUAGUGCUCUUUAAACACUUGAACUCAAAAGAAUUUGAACUUUGCUGCGUAUUGUUACGGAGUCUGAUGUCACCGUAAUAAACCACUGCUGUCGAGAUGACUCAUAGUCA